Messenger RNA from Diabrotica balteata, 1898 nucleotides. Lineage: Eukaryota; Metazoa; Arthropoda; Insecta; Coleoptera; Chrysomelidae. The record is from the annotation of a GenBank genome assembly.
AGUUACGGAGUUAUUAGGUUUGUUGAACCUUUGAAUCCAUUUUUAAGGACAUAUAUAAGACAAUAUUUAUUGAAUUGAACAAUGUGGUAGGAUUAUUUAUAGUAGAACUGAAGAACUAUAAGGGUAUCAUCAUGAUGGUGUUCAAAAUACAAGUGCCGGAAACAAUGUCGUGGUUCUCAGAAGUUGAAUUAGGACCUCCUGUAGAAGUUUUUGCUCUCACUAAGGCCUACAAUGAUGAUACUUUCGAUAAGAAAGUCAAUCUUGGAGUUGGAGCUUACAGAAACAGUGAAGGUAAACCAUGGGUUCUGCCAGUUGUAAGAACAGCAGAAAAAGCUCUAGCUAAUGAUGACUCACUCAACAAAGAGUACCUGCCAAUUUUGGGUUUGGAGGCUUUCAGUUCUGCAGCUACUACCAUGUUGCUGGGACAAGAUUCACCUGCAAUCCGUGAAGGAAGGUCAUUUGGUGUCCAAUCUCUAUCUGGUACUGGAGCCCUUAGAGUUGGUGCUGAGUUCCUUGCCAGAGUAUUAGGAAAGAAGACCUUUUACUAUUCUGAUCCUACUUGGGAAAACCACAAAUUGCUCUUUAAGAAUGCUGGCUUUGAAGAAGAACGUAGCUACAGGUACUGGGACAAUAAAACUCGUGGUUUAGACUUCAAUGGUAUGAUAGAAGAUCUGAGAAAUGCUCCAGAGGGUGCUGUCAUCAUUUUACAUGCUUGUGCACACAAUCCAACAGGUUCAGAUCCCACUCCCGAACAAUGGACAGAAAUCGCAGCUGUUUUAAAAGAAAGAAAAUUGUUCCCCUUCUUCGACUGUGCCUACCAAGGUUUCGCCUCUGGUAACUUGGUCAAAGACGCUUCUGUGGUAAGAAAAUUCGCCGCCGAAGGCUACGAGUUCUUCUGUGCCCAGAGUUUUGCCAAGAACUUCGGCCUUUACAAUGAACGUGUUGGAAAUCUAACAGUAGUGGUUAGCAAACCAGACCUUGUGGCCCCUGUCAAAUCGCAGCUUACUCUCAUCGUUAGAGGAAUGUACUCAAACCCACCUAGUCACGGGGCCAGGAUAGUAUCUUAUGUACUCAAUAACCCAGAUUUGGCCAAGCAGUGGCAAGAUAAUAUCACUACGAUGUCUUCAAGAAUAAUCGAAAUGAGAACUCUGUUAAGAAACGCAUUAGAGGAGUUGGGAACUCCAGGAGACUGGAGCCAUUUAACUAAGCACAUCGGAAUGUUCUCGUACACGGGUCUUAAUGAAAUCCAGUCAGAACACUUGGUGAAGAAACACCAUGUCUACUUGCUGCGUUCUGGAAGAAUCAGUAUGUGUGGUUUGAACAGCGACAACGUGAACUAUGUUGCUAAAGCCAUACAUGAAACAGUUACCACCCUACCCAGCAAAAUAUAAGUAUUUUAAAAUUCAUAUGGGAAAAUGCCACAUAAGGAAAAACAUUUUUAUUUUUUUGUCUUAGCUCGUUCUUUGAUGGGUCUUUUCUUGCAAACCAAAGAGAAACAUUUUAUGGAACAAUGACAUCUAAUUAUGUGGUAUGAUAAUCCUGUAUAGGAAAAAUAUCACAUAAAUAUGGAAAAUAGAAACUUGCCAAUAUUUCAAAUACUAAUAUCUUACCAAAUUUUACCAAAUAUAGUUUUUUGGCAGUGUUUUGUAAAAUAUUGUCAAACUAUCUAUAAGUUUUAAUUUUAUAAUUAAUUUAAUUUAAUUCAUUAAAAUGUUAAAACAGUUUUAUUUUUGUCUAUUUUUGUUAUAUUAUUUCCAAAAAAGAUUAUACCAUUGAGAUUUGCACAAGUAUACCGAGCUUAAUGACAAUAUUGAUUGUGGUUUUAUUCCCAAGAGCAUUUUAUACAAGUAUUACUGUAAGAUACAACUGUACAGCUAAAUAAAUAUGUUAUGUCCGUU